This is a messenger RNA of Prorocentrum cordatum, 993 nucleotides long. The record is from the annotation of a GenBank genome assembly. NCBI's taxonomy places the organism in Eukaryota, Dinophyceae, Prorocentrales, Prorocentraceae.
AUGGCUGGCUCCACGCAGAACGUGACGAUGUGGGGUCUCCCCGACAAGAAACCGAAGGUUGCUCCGCCCAAGUGCUUCAAUAUCGCGUCUCGCAUACAGAGGAGCGGCGUGGAACAGCCAAUGACUUGCCGCGUGCACCCUGUGGCCAUCUUGAAGAUUUUAGACGCUUACGUAAGAAGGCCAGAGGGCGCCAAGAGAAUCAUCGGGACGCUUUUAGGCUGGAUCAGCGAAGGCAGCGUAGUUGACAUCACGGAUAGCUUCCCAGUCGUCCACAAGGAAAGCUCAACCGAUGGCGUAAUGAUGGACCAGGACUACCACAAGCAGAUGCUUGCACUCAGGCAGAAGGUGUCCCCCCGCGAGGUGGUCGUUGGGUGGUUCGCGACAGGCAGCGAGAUCACACCCAUCUCGGCAAUGAUCCACAAGUUCUACUGCACCAAGGAGUCUCAGUUUACGCCCACGGCAGUGCUGCCAGGUCCCAUCCACAUGCUUGUGGACCCUGCUCUCGGAGCGCAGCAGUCUUUCGUGCUCAAGGCGUUCGUGAACGUGGAGACUAAGAUCGCCGAGAGCCUCCUGCAGUUUCACGAGGUGCCCCUGCGGGUGCAGACGAGCGCAGCGGAGAAGUCCGGGAUCUCCCAGCUUAUGCAGGCUCGGCGCCUCACGCGCGAGGCCGCGGCGAACGGAUCGGGGCCCAAGGACCUGGCGUCCCUCGACGGCUUCGAGGGCGGCCUCAAGGAGCUUCUCGGCUUGUUCCGGCGCAUGCGAGAGUACGUGCAGGCCGUCACCUCGGGCAGGUUGGAGGGCGACCUCGCCGUGGGCCGCGGGCUGACGGCGGCGCUGUGCGCGGAGCCAGUGAUAGACGUGGCUUCCGUGGAGAAGCUCUGCAACAGCGCCCUGCAGGACGCCCUCAUGGUCGUCUACCUCUCGAACCUCACCAGGACGCAGAUCGGCAUCGCCGAGAAGAUCAACGCCUUGCCGCCUCCGCCUGAGAAUUAG